AUUUUGCGAGCGACGGGUUGUUGUUGCACUUUCUGCAUUUCAUGUCCAAAUUUUAACCGAGCUCUCAAAUUUAACUCAGUUAAACAUGCCGGGCGCGGCACGUGGGGGCAAUAGGGCUCCGAUUACGGAACAAAUUGCCGAGCUACAGAGAAAGAUUGCCCUUCUAGAUGGUGAUAGAAAGGCGUAUUAUGAAAGCUCACAAUGGACGAUGAAGAAGAACCGCGAAACCAUUGCCAAAAUGCGCAAAGAGAACAAGGAUCUGCACAAAAAUCUUGCUAACAGUAAAGCUGGAGAUGAAAAAGUGAUCAAUACAGCUUUCCAUGACAGGAAUGUUGAGAAGGCAGCAUUACGAGGAAAAUCGGGAAAGGAAGCCAUUGCCGUCAUGGAUCAGAAAGUAUGUGAAGCUAUCAAAAAACUGAACGCCAUGAGAGCAAUGACUGAAAGAAAGCAGAGAAAACUGAAAGAGACAAACACACAGCUUGGCCAAAUGAAAAAGGAUUCUGCUGAUGCAGAUGCCAUGGAUGAGGGAACGUCUGACGAAGCUCAGCGUCUGAGAGCUUUGGAAAAUCGACUAGACAAGGCUAAUCUGAAACUGCAUGAAGCUGAACACAUCAACAGAACAUAUGAGAGCAUCAAAGAACAGAUGUUGGGAGAUGCAUUGACAUUUGGUAAUCAGCUCGAUGAAACUGAACAAGAAAUCAAGUCUUUAAAAGAAGAGUUAGAAGAGUUGAAAAAGAUGAACCAAGAUGCCCAGAUUUCAAGAGAUGCUGCCAAGGCUGAAUUGUCAAAACAUGAGGAAACAGUGUACAGAGAAAAAAGAGAUCGUGAAGUAGCACUGAAUGAGUUGAAGAAACAAGCUGAAGAGAAGCAACAUGCAGAGCGUGUUGAAAGACGGUUGCAGCGAUCAUCCAUACAACAUGAUGAUUUGACGGCUGAACAGAAACAGGCUCUGAGCGGGGAAGAACAAGAGAAAAAGAUUAGCACUUAUGAAGAAGCCUUCAAUGCCAUCAAAGAGGCCACAGGUGUAUCGGACCUCGCCGAAGUAGUCGCUCGAUUUGAAUCACAAGAAGAUACCACUAAACAUCUUGAAGAAUUGAAGAAAGACAGCGAGAAACAAUUGGCACGUCUUAAAGAAGAGAAGGAGAAACUGCAGAAGGAGUUUGAGGAGAUGAAGUAUUCUGGUGAAGCCAAGUUGUCUAGUGGUCAACGUAUGCUUGAAGAUUUCCAAUCACAUUUAGACGCUGAAGAAACUCGUCGUGAUGAAGCAUUCAAUAAAUUAGACGGUUCCAGUAAAUUGCUUGUCAAUGUCAAAUCCGGUGUGGAACAUUUGUCUGAUAAACUACAACACCUUAAAGCUACAAAGGGACAUGUACCUCAAGCCCAGCUAUCACCGUCCUCUGAUGAGUACGUACUAGAUCUAUUAUCACAGUGUGAGGAGAAACUAUUAAAACUAAUGGAAGAACUAGAUGGCAAAGAUGUAGAUGAAACUUUAAAAGCCAUGGACGAAGAAGAGUUCCAUGCUGGUAUUGAAGGCAGUCUGCCACAGUAUAAUACACGUAUAAAAUUACCAACAACACAAAAAGAUCUGGUUUAUGAUGAAGAUGACGACAGUGGGGAUGAUGAAGAUGUCAUCACGAGGAUACAGCUUAAAAAGCAGGCUCAACAAAUCGUUGAUUCUAAAACCAAGAAACACAAAGUGCGUUCCCGAAAGAAGAAAGCAAAGGCAUAAGUUAUAUCAUCAAUGUAAAUUUUCUGGCAGUCCGAAAACGGGAGGUAUAAUGCAUUAUGGGUACUUAAUAUUCUCAAAAUAACAAAUUGUCAUCUGAACUAAGAUGAGAGAAAUAUUUAAAAACUAUUUCAUAUACAAGUGCCCAUUGUUAUCAAUUUUAUUUUGAAAAUGGAGAGAAGUGGGAAGGGGGGACUGGAAGUAUGUGUUUCAGUUUGUGAAUACAAAAGAAAAAUUAUUACUUGUUAAAAAAAAAAAUUAAAUUCAGCAGUGGUUCUCAUGUUUAUUGUGUUUAGGAAUAUUAUCUCUUACUGGUAAAAUUAGUUACAUCUGAUGAUUGAAUCAUGUCUGAAGCAUUCAAUGUCAGAAUUUGUGGUCUAUUUUCAAACCUGAUAAACAGAAGAUGAUGACAGCGGCAGUGAUGAAGUGAUGCAUGUACAUAACAGAGCUUACAAAUGCUACAAUGUUGAAAAUUAUGUUUGUCUUAGUUGUACGAUACACAAAACUCUGGAUCAUUAUUGAAAGGUUAUUGUAAGGUGUGACUAAUGCGUAGAGUUUUGUGGAUAAAACAACCUACAAAAAAAUUAGUAUAUAUGCCAUGUAUUGAGAUUUUAAAAUGCCAAAAACUAUUGCAUAAAAUAAAUGUUGUUUUUGCUACUGGUACUGAAUUGUAUGUACAAAAAGACCCACGUUUGUUUCUGAUAAUUACUUUUAAUGAAAGGAGUACCACUAUAUUGCUGUGAUUUUCACUUGAAUAUGCAAAAAAAAUGUCUUUUUCAGAGUUAGUUUAACAUUCUGCUGUAUAUUGUUGCUACUUUUCAUCAUUGUAAAUUCUUUGUGUGAUAGUGGUUAAUAAAAUAUAUUAUUGG
Molecule: messenger RNA, 2595 nt
Organism: Saccoglossus kowalevskii
Lineage: Eukaryota; Metazoa; Hemichordata; Enteropneusta; Harrimaniidae
Product: coiled-coil domain containing 151-like
Biological process (GO): outer dynein arm assembly; cilium movement
Cellular component (GO): ciliary tip; cilium; ciliary rootlet
Source: RefSeq, marked validated